Molecule: messenger RNA, 666 nt
Organism: Clavispora lusitaniae ATCC 42720
Lineage: Eukaryota; Fungi; Ascomycota; Pichiomycetes; Serinales; Metschnikowiaceae
Molecular function (GO): metal ion binding
Source: RefSeq, a predicted model, not a curated record
AUGGACUUUUCUUAUGCGCCUCCCCCUUUACGGGCAAAAAGGUCAGGCACCCAACUGACUGAUUUAGAAAAACGGCCCAAGCUAGAUCUCUUCGAAGAUCUUCCUACUCAUCUUCCAAACACUACACCAACAACCGCUCCUAAAACAGACUUGGACGUGGUUGAAGAGGUGCACACGAAGAAAAGUGAACCAAUAUUUAUUGAGGGAACUACCAUCACGCUUCAAACAGAAGAGGAUAUUGCCAAAUGGAUUGAAGAGCGUAGGAAAAACUGGCCUACGCGGAAAAACAUCGAGAAUAAGAAAGCACAGCUAGAACUGAAAGCGGUAGCAGAAGUACCAAAAGAAACUCCUCUGGGUCACAAGAAGCAAGUUUGUAAGUUUUACGCUCGCAACGGCAAGUGUAAAUUUGGAGCCAAGUGUAAGAACUCUCAUGAAGUUGCCAACUCCGGCGGUCACAAUCGCAGCGGCGGAAAUGUGAAGAGCAUAAACGGAAUCAAAGUGAAUAUUCCGCAGAGGUACACACGAGAAGCAUCAGAGGCCACAUCGGGAUCGUUAUUCAAGAAACUUGUCCAGCGGGACUUGUUCGAGAACCAGAACAAUGCAGUGAUGGAUUUCGUACUUUACUUGGAUGCACAAGGCAUUAUUGACCGGGAUACUUCGAUGUAG